GAGUCGCACAAUUAUGAAAAAGCAACCUUCCGCUGGAGCUGCAGCCGAGGCAAAUUUCUCCAACGUCAACUGGGCUUUCCUUUCAAGGCACACCGAGAACACCGCCGAUAGAUGGAUAAAAGCCACGGCGAAGCUCUUCCUGAAUCUCAACGGUGAAGAGAAUGUCCCAGAAAUCCUGGAUAGAAAGCACUUUCACCAAGAGGGAAUGUGUGUACAUACUUCCAGUGUCAAAAGAUCCCCACAGAUGUCUUCCAGGAUGCCAGAUCUGUCAGCAGUUGGUCAGGUGCUGCUGUGGACGCCUGGUGAGGCAGCACGCUGGCUUCACGGCCAGCCUGGCCAUGAAGUACUCGGACGUGAAGCUGGCUGAAAACCCCAACGCCUCGCUGCCGGAGCUGGAGGAGUGGUCCGUGGACAAACACACGGAGGAGAGCCCCACUGACGCCUACGGCAUCGUCAACUUCCAGGGAGGGUCCCACUCCUACAGAGCCAAGUAUGUGCGGCUGUCCUAUGACUCGCGGCCGGAGAGCAUCCUGCGGCUGAUGAUGAAAGAGUGGCAGAUGGAGCUGCCCAAGAUCCUCAUCUCUGUCCACGGAGGAAUCCAGAACUUUGAUCUGCACCCUCGGAUCAAACAAGUGGUGGGCAAAGGGCUGAUCAAAGCAGCUGUCACCACCGGGGCGUGGAUACUCACUGGAGGGGUGAACACAGGUGUGGCGAAACACGUAGGUGAUGCACUAAAAGAACACUCUUCCAGAUCCUCACGGAAAAUUUGCACUAUCGGGAUUGCUCCCUGGGGGGUCAUCGAGAACAGGAACGACCUCAUCGGGAGAGACGUGAUAGCUCCCUACCAGACCCUGCUGAACCCCCUCAGCAAGCUGAACGUCCUCAACAACCUGCACUCCCACUUCCUGCUGGUGGAUGACGGCACGGUGGGGAAGUAUGGCCCCGAGGUGCAGCUGAGGAGGGAGCUGGAGAAACACAUCAACCUCCAGAGGAUACACGCACGAAUUGGCCAGGGCGUCCCGGUGGUGGCUCUGAUCUUGGAGGGGGGUCCCAACGUCAUCCUGUCUGUGCUGGAGUACCUCCAGGAGAGCCCCCCUGUCCCCAUCGUGGUGUGUGAGGGGACCGGCCGUGCUGCCGACAUACUGGCCUACGUCCACAAGCAGACUGAGGAAGGAGGUGGACUACCUGACGGUGUGGAGACUGAAAUCAUCGCUACUAUAAAGAAAACCUUUAACUUCAGCCACAGCGAGGCCAUCCAUCUUUUCCAGACACUCGUGGAGUGCAUGAAGAGCAAAGAACUGAUCACUGUGUUCCACAUUGGCUCGGAAGACUACCAGGACAUUGAUGUUGCCAUCCUGAAAGCAUUGCUAAAAGGAACUGAUGCAUCUGCGUUCGAUCAGCUGGUUCUGACUCUGGCCUGGGACAGGGUGGACAUUGCCAAGAAUCAUGUGUUUGUCUAUGGACAGCAGCUAUUGGUGGGUUCCCUGGAGCAGGCCAUGCUGGAUGCCCUGGUGAUGGACCGGGUGGAGUUUGUCAAGCUGCUGAUAGAGAACGGUGUGAGCAUGCACCGCUUCCUCACCAUCACCAGGCUGGAGGAGCUGUACAACACGAAACAAUCUCCAACCAAUCCUACUCUCUUCCACCUCGUGAGGGAUGUCAAACAGGGUAACCUCCCCCCAAACUACAAGAUCACCCUGAUCGACGUGGGCCUGGUCAUCGAGUACCUGAUGGGCGGGACUUACAGGUGCAACUACACCAGGAAGCGCUUCAGGAUCAUCUACAACAAUCUCCACGGCAACAACAGGCGGUCUGGCCGCCACGCUGCAGGGUCAGGCGGUCACCUGAGGAAGAACCACGAGGCCUUCAGCAUCCAGGCCGACAAGAAGGAGAAGACCCGACACAAUCACUUCAUCACCACAGCGCAGCCCUACAAACCCAAGUUGGAGUCGACCAAUGAACAGUCCAAGAAGAAGAGCAAGGAGGAGAUCGUGGACAUCGACGACCCGGAGACGAGGAGGUUCCCCUACCCUUUCAACGAGCUGCUGGUGUGGGCCGUGCUGAUGAAGAGGCAGAAGAUGUCCCUGUUCUUCUGGCAGCAUGGCGAGGAGAACAUGGCCAAAGCCCUAGUGGCCUGCAAGCUCUGCCGCUCCAUGAGCUACGAGGCCAAGAAGAGCGACGUGGUGGACGACACGUCGGAGGAACUCCAGGACUACUCCAAUGAGUUUGGAACCCUGGCCGUGGACCUCCUGGAGCAGUCGUUCAGGCAGGACGAGACCAUGGCCAUGAAGCUGCUGACCUACGAGCUGAAGAACUGGAGCAACUCCACCUGUCUGAAGCUGGCCGUGUCGUCGCGCCUGCGCCCCUUCAUCGCCCACACCUGCACGCAGAUGCUGCUGUCUGACAUGUGGAUGGGACGCCUCAACAUGCGCAAAAACUCCUGGUACAAGGUGAUCCUGAGCAUCCUGGUUCCUCCUGCCAUCCUGCUGCUGGAGUACAAGUCCAAGGCUGAGAUGUCCCACAUCCCCCAGAGCCAGGACGCUCACCAGAUGGAGGACAGCGAGCACAACUUCCAGCACACGUCUGACGACAUCCAGAUGGACGUGUUCAAGGAGGCGAGAGGGGACGACAAUGUGGAGGUGAAGACCGAGGCGGAGACUCACGUCCGCUCCAGGAGACUACCCCUCACCCGGAAGUUCUACGCCUUCUACCACGCGCCCAUCGUCAAGUUCUGGUUCAACACGAUGGCGUACCUGGGUUUCCUCAUGAUCUACUCCUACGUGGUCCUGGUGAAGAUGCCAGAGUGGCCCUCACCUCAGGAAUGGGUCGUCAUCCUCUACAUCUUCACCUCCGCCAUCGAGAAGAUCCGAGAGAUGUUCAUGUCCGAAGCAGGGAAGAUCAGUCAGAAGAUCAAAGUGUGGUUUGGUGAUUGUUUUAACCUCUCUGACUUUUUGGCUAUCGUCACCUUCUUCGUGGGCUUUGGGCUGAGGCUGGGAGGAGACGACGUGUUCAUCCCAGGCAGGAUCGUCUACUGCCUCAACAUCAUCUUCUGGUACGUGCGGCUGUUGGAUAUUUUGGCGGUCAACCAGCAAGCAGGACCCUACGUGAUGAUGAUAGGGAAAAUGGUGGCCAACAUGUUCUACAUCGUGGUGAUCAUGGCUGUGGUCCUGCUGAGCUACGGCGUGCCCAGGAAGGCCAUCCUCUACCCCAACGAGGAGCCCAGCUGGAGCCUGGCCAAAGACGUGGUGUUUCAGCCCUACUGGAUGAUGUACGGGGAGGUGUACGCGUACGAAAUCGAUGUGUGUUCCAAUAGCUCUGAGAACCAGAUGAAGCCCCUGUGUGCAGCCGGAGUGUGGUUAACACCCCUCCUACAAGCAGUCUACCUCUUUGUACAGUAUAUACUCAUGGUCAACCUUCUCAUCGCCUUCUUCAAUAAUGUGUAUCUGCAAGUAAUGUCCAUCUCAAGCCUGGUGUGGAAAUAUCAACGCUACCACUUCAUCAUGGCUUACCAUGAGAAGCCAGUCCUCCCGCCCCCCCUCAUCUUCCUCAGCCACCUGGUGACUCUCUUCUCCUGCAUGUGCAGGAGGAAGAGGGAGAACCGCACACAUGGACCAAAGUUGUUUUUGACUGAGGAGGACCAGAAGAAGCUCCACGACUUUGAGGAGCAGUGUGUCGAGACGUACUUCCACGAGAAGGAUGAUCAGUUUCACUCUGGGAGUGAGGAGCGGAUUCGAAUUACCUCAGACAGGGUUGAGACCAUGUGCGUCCAGUUGAAAGAGGUCGGGAACAGGGUUAACUUUAUCAAGCGCUCUUUGCACACUCUGGACUCUCAGAUUGGCCACCUGCAGGACCUCUCGGCCCUGACGGUGGACACCCUGAAGGCCUUGACUGCCCAGCGGGCCUCCGAGGCCAGCAAGGUCCACAACCAGAUCACCCGCGAGCUCAGCCUCUCCAAGAACGUGGGCCCGAGCCUGGGCCCCACGCAGGGUGACGCUGGCCCCCUCUCCAAGUCAUCCGUCCUGGGCAAGCGCAGCGUCGGCGCCUACUUCAGCUCCUCCUUCGCCCAGCCGCCUGCCAACAUGGCUGACUCUCUCUUCGGGAGUGGCGUGGAUGGAUUCGAUGGGUUGGGUCUCGGCCGGAGGGCAGGGCCUGGACCGGCGCUGGACCCUUCCCCUAGCCCAGCUCUGAGCCCAGAGAGGAUGGGUCUGACUGGGCUGGGCCACCUGGCUGCAGAGGCUGGCUCCUCGGGCAGCCCCAGUGCCAGUGCCUUCACCCUCAGUGCCGUGACCACGUCCCCGCCAGGCCUACGUCACAGGGGCCGCUCCUUCACCCAGAGGCAGCUCACCCGUCCGCAGGAGCCUGGCCUCUCCGACUCCCCCUCCAGCCUGCCUAGCGUGCCAUCGCCCGACGCCCACUUCUACGUCAGCACCCCGUCUCAGCCAAGCGGCUCCAGCCACCCUGAACUCACCCUGGGGGGAGGGGCCCAUGCCGACCCCAUCCAGCCAGAUAGUGUCACUGUAGAGUUUGGGGCGUUUGUGGGUCAUAAAGACAACCUGGAGCUGCAGUGCUCUUUCCCCAAAGAGACACCGUCUCCUAGCCGACAGCUCAGCCCAGCCACGCUCAUCAGAGAACAGUCACAGCUGGAAGGUCACGGUCCCAUGAGGACAGUCAACUCCUAUGCCGGCUUCACCGAGUUCGACAGGAGCCCGGCCUUGCUCCAUUCAGAAGCCUCAGCUCUGACUAAGAGAGAGAGGAACAGAGUAUCGGCCGAGGACAUCAGGAUCCACGAGGACCACAGGGCUGCGCUGCUGCUGGAAAGAGUGCAGGUCAAGUCAGCACAAGCCAGCAGUCUCAGGGCCCCAGGGGAAGACACUCUGAAUGCUGCUGCGUGUCUCUACACAUCCAGACAUGCUCACCUCGGACCACGGAAAGACUCCAUUGGAUCCCCCUUCAAGCCAAUGGAAAGCUACCAGUAUUCAGCUGUAGAGCGUAAUAACCUGAUGAGGCUGUCCCAGAGCAUUCCUUUCACCCCGGUUCCCCCUAGAGGUGAGCCUGUGACAGUGUACCGCCUGGAAGAGAGUUCUCCCAACACCAUCAACAACAGCAUGUCCUCUUGGGCUCAGCGGGGUCUCUGUGCCAAGAUCGAGUUCCUGAGCAAGGAGGAGAUGGGCGGUGGACUGCGACGGGCCCUCAAGGUGCUCUGUACCUGGUCAGAGUACGACAUGCUGAAGCCAGGACACCUGUACAUCGUCAAGUCCUUCCUGCCGGAGGUCAUCCAAACCUGGCAGAGCAUUUACAAGGAGGACACCGUGCUGCACCUAUGUCUCAGGGAAAUCCAGCAGCAGAGAGCAGCUCAGAAGCUGACGUUUGCCUUUAACCAAAUGAGGCCAAAGACAAUCCCAUAUUCCCCCAGGUUUCUGGAAGUUUUCCUGCUGUACUGUCACUCUGCUGGCCAGUGGUUCGCUAUAGAGGAAUGCAUCACAGGAGAGUUCCGGAAGUUCAACAACAACAAUGGAGAUGAGAUCGUCCCUACCAACCUGCUGGAGGAGACCAUGCUGGCCUUCAGCCACUGGACCUAUGAGUACACAAGAGGAGAACUGCUAGUGCUGGACCUGCAAGGAGUCGGGGAGAUUUUGACUGAUCCGUCUGUUAUAAAGAGUGGCGAGAAAGGAUCCUAUGAUAUGAUAUUUGGACCUGCCAAUCUAGGGGAUGACGCGAUUCGAAAUUUUCGAGCAAAGCACCACUGCAAUUCCUGCUGCCGGAAACUCAAACUUCCAGAUCUGAAGAGAAAUGAUUACACACCGGACAAACUGACCCUACAACAGGACGACUCUCAAGACCCCGGGGGUGGACUCAGGGAGUCCCGUCAGUCCAUGAGGCUGAUGCUGUAGGUGACCUGGAUCCACCCCAAACGGCCAGUGUUUGUCCCCACGGUGGAGGGCCACAGAGGUGCUAAGUACGCACACCUCAACUGGAAGAAGUCACGCCUGUGUUUCCAUGGACACCGAUGCAUGCAGACUGUGUUACGUUUUUGUUUGUCCCACCAGACGCGCGCAAAUCAUAAAACAUGAUUCUAUUUUUAAGAUAUGUAAAUGAGGGGUGGGGGGGGGGUGACUUUUACAAAUGUUUUUUACAAGUUUGUAUGUUAAUGAGUAUAUAUAAAUAGCUAUCAACAGGUACAAUAUCACUGAAUAGAGAGGGCAUAGUAUUUAUUAUGAACAAUAAGGUGUUGCCUUGUAAAGAACUUCAGCAAUUUUAAGUGCAUUGUCAGUUGCAGCAGUUUUGAAAGGGACUUCCUGCUGAUGGGCAGUCUGCAAGACUUAACGCAGAAUGUCAUCAGAUUUCUUUAUUUUAUUUUAUGUAAGUGUCAUUGUAUUAUGGCAUUUGUGGUUCAAACUUAAUGAGAAAAAAAAAAAACCUGGAUUUGAAAAUCUUGUAAAAUAUGGGCAAAUUGCAAUGCAACUUGUACAGUACAAUAUAUGUCAUUUUUAUGUGUUGAACUUUUGUGUGUCCACCAAAAAUUGCUGAUAGAGUUUUUAAUGUUACAAAGGUACUAUUCUCAUUUCUUUGUCAUCAAGUAUUGUAUGAGCAAAUUACAAUCUAGUGUAUCUUAUAGAUACUAUUAUCUGGCACGAGUUGAACUGAUGAAAUAAUGAUAUUUUAUGCAGGGGAAGUGAGAAACUUAUGGGUAUAUUACUGUAUACAUUUUUUUUCUUUUUUUACUGUAUAUCAAUUUAAACUAAUAAAAAGUA
This is a messenger RNA of Hypomesus transpacificus, 6749 nucleotides long. It is a transcript of the gene trpm7, whose product is annotated as transient receptor potential cation channel, subfamily M, member 7. Lineage: Eukaryota; Metazoa; Chordata; Actinopteri; Osmeriformes; Osmeridae. Gene Ontology annotation, biological process: protein tetramerization; protein phosphorylation; calcium ion transport. The record is from RefSeq and is a predicted model, not a curated record. Gene Ontology annotation, molecular function: protein serine/threonine kinase activity; ATP binding; calcium channel activity. The coding region runs from base 162 to 5888 and encodes 1908 amino acids. The transcript has 40 exons. Gene Ontology annotation, cellular component: membrane.